This is a messenger RNA of Aspergillus bombycis, 543 nucleotides long. RefSeq names its product chitin deacetylase CDA4. Gene Ontology annotation, molecular function: hydrolase activity, acting on carbon-nitrogen (but not peptide) bonds. NCBI's taxonomy places the organism in Eukaryota, Fungi, Ascomycota, Eurotiomycetes, Eurotiales, Aspergillaceae. The record is from RefSeq and is a predicted model, not a curated record. The transcript has a single exon. Gene Ontology annotation, cellular component: membrane. The coding region runs from base 1 to 543 and encodes 180 amino acids. Gene Ontology annotation, biological process: carbohydrate metabolic process.
AUGCUGCUCCCGUUCCUCCUCACGCUAACGCUGCUCACCCCCUUCUACCUGAUCUACAAGCCGCCGUCGCUGCUGAUCCGCUACUUCCAACACCGCUGGCCGGACACUCUCUGGCACGUGCCGCUCCCCAGCAACAAGAAGCUCAUUGCGCUGACCAUCGACGACGCGCCGUCCGUGCACACCCCCGAGCUGCGCGCCGUGCUGGCCGACAACGCCGCCGCCGCGACCUUCUUCCUCAUCGGGUCCCAGAUCCCCGGCCGCGAGGCGGAGCUGCAUGAGCUGGUGCGGGCCGGCCAUGAGCUGGGGAACCAUGCGAUGCGCGACGAGCCGAGUCGGAGUCUGAGUGAUGGGGAGCUUCGCGAGCAGGUGCGCGUGGUGCAGGAUCGCAUUCGCGCGGCGUAUUCGGCGGUCGGGCGCCGGGAGCCCCGCGAGAGGUGGUUUCGGCCUGGGAGUGGGUUUUUCAGUGAGCGCAUGCGGGGCGUGUUGGGGAGUUGGGGUUCAGGAUUGUGCUGGGCAGUGUGUAUCCGCAUGAUGCGCAGGUGA